AAUAGAAAACAGUUUAAACAGCAAUAUUAAUAUUUGUAUUCUGAUUAAAUAGAUGCUGUCUUGGUGAGACUUUUGAGCGUGAGCCCAAACUUCUGAGCUCUAGUGUACCUGAACGUCACGACAUGAGCGCCUCCGCUGGACAUUAUUUAAACGGUGCGGGCGUGUUUUCCCCGAUCGGUGCCGCGCGUGUGUGUCAGCUAACGCUGUGCUGCGCCGUCGUCGCUCUGGUGAUCCACGCCGCCGGUUACAGCGCCACCUACGGGACGUUCUGUAUGGCGGUUUGGACGUCGUGCUUCUCCAUCACAGCGUGUGUGUUCGUGCUGGACGUGACCCGCCUUCACGCGUGUCUCCCCGUGUCGUGGGAGAAUCUGACCGUGACGUUCGCGUCUCUAGCCGUGUUGCUCACGCUAACCGCGUCUGUCAUGUAUCCCGUGUACUUCGUGCGUGCGAACGACUGUCCUUCCAACAACUGCGACGUACGAAACUACCGUAUCGCGGUGACCGUGUGCUCGUGGGCGGCGUGCGUCGCGUACGGGACCGAGGUUUUUCUGUCGCGCGCUAAACCGGGUCGUGCCGUCGGCUACAUGGCGACUCCAUCCGGCAUCCUGAAAGUGGUGCAAAUCUUCGUAGCAUGCGUGAUUUUUGUGAUGCUAGCUAACGGGAGUGAUUUCUCACGCCACGUGGCGACGGUUUACUGCGUGUCGGUGUUCGGCGUGUGCUUCGCCGCGUCGGUGCUGCUGGUGGCGCUGACGGUCUCGGGUCGGACCGCGGCGGUGCGACUGCCGUUCGAGCGGGUUGUGGUCGUCUACACGUUCGUAGCGGUGCUGCUAUACUUUAGCGCUGCUGUGGUGUGGCCCGUGUUUAGCUUCGACCGGAAGUACGGCGCUCCGCUACGACCGCAGGGCUGCCCGAGCGGGAAAUGCUCGUGGGACGUGAAGCUCGCCGUCGCCGUGUUGUGCUUCAUCAACCUCUCACUUUACAUCGCAGACCUCGUGUAUUCGCAGAGGAACCGGUCGGUGGCGCAGCGUUCUCGAGUCUAGCGAGAACAUGCGUCGAUGAAACCGUGA
Molecule: messenger RNA, 1067 nt
Organism: Rhinichthys klamathensis goyatoka
Lineage: Eukaryota; Metazoa; Chordata; Actinopteri; Cypriniformes; Leuciscidae
Product: myeloid-associated differentiation marker-like protein 2
Exons: 1
Coding region: 123-1040 (305 amino acids)
Cellular component (GO): membrane
Source: RefSeq, a predicted model, not a curated record